This is a messenger RNA of Penicillium crustosum, 2061 nucleotides long. RefSeq lists its product as uncharacterized. The record is from RefSeq and is a predicted model, not a curated record. The coding region runs from base 1 to 2061 and encodes 686 amino acids. Lineage: Eukaryota; Fungi; Ascomycota; Eurotiomycetes; Eurotiales; Aspergillaceae. The transcript is spliced from 2 exons.
AUGGCGAUGUUUCCGUUGAACCUGAAAUGCUCCGCUGUGAUUAUAAUGGUGUCAGCACUUCUGGUCGCUGUCGCCUUUGCUAUUGGUCAUGACGCCUUUUAUCAGAGUUUGCAUGGAAAACCCGUCCUAAACGCCCAGCCGAUCGCGUUGAGUUCCUCUUUAAAUGUAUCCGACCAGCAAGUGUAUCUGUCUCUCGGUACAUUAUUUGCCUUCUUAGUGAAAAUUUCCCUAGGAGUGGCGGUCUCAACGGUCUUCGAUCAAUUUGUUUGGAAGUCCAUUCAAACCCAAAGAACUCGAAUCGGUGUCAUCGACGAUCUACUCUUGGUUCUUAAGAAUGGCUUUACAGUUCUCAAUCUACAAUUAUGGAAACGCUCCCCGAUCAGCAUGACUCUUGCUUUAAUUUGUUGGCUUCUUCCUGUGGUGUCGAUGAUAUCGCCUGCUACGCUAAGCGUGAAUUUGGCUUCUUUCGAUGAGUAUGCAUUAAAAAGAAUCCCUCGUGUCGAUUUUACGAGCGCGAGGUUUGCUACGUUUGUUUCUGGCGCCAUCUCAACUACAAACCAAAGUACGCAGAAGCUGUGGAUUAGCGCGUAUAGGGAUCCUGCGCCAGAAACUCAAAGGGUUGUUAAUAGUGUCGCGACACAAGGUACAAUCUUGCCAAUAGAGCCCCCAGCUGUCAACUCGUCCUGGUCAGUGGAGUUUCAUGGUCCUGCCAUGGUUUGUGACAAAGUGAACCAGUCCGUCACCGCUUAUAUCACUCAAAAUGUUGCCCAAGCCAUCAACGGAUCUCAGGAGCAUUCGCCAGAAAAUGUAACCUUCGCCUACUACUCCUUGACCAGGUACGGAUAUCUUUCUUGGGCACCUGAGGCAGAUAAUCUGAUUGAUUCUACUCCUUUCGUUCAAAAUGGGAGUGGUACCUUCACCCAACGGUUGAGCAGUCUCGGUCCUAUUCCCAGUGAUCCAGAGAAUGGCAGUAGGAUAUACUCCACUCCAAAACAGCCUAUGAUUAACUGGAGACCUCUAUCUCUGUUUGUUGCUAUCUUUCCCCAUUCUAUGGAGACUCCCAAAUAUAAUGAUAUCCCGGAAAACGUGGCCGCAGCUGUACAAAAUUCAACUAUUUUACACUGUGCGCUCCACAAUGCGUCGUACCAGGCCAAUCUUACCUACAUCAAUGGAGACCAGACUAUCCAUGUGACAGACAAAACAGUUCUCAACGGAAUUUCCUACCUGCACGGAGUGACCAACCACGACGGGCCUAUUUGGUCUUCAAAUACUUCGUUUAUGCACAACCCUCGGGUCAUGGAGUCUCUGUCUUAUCAGUCCAUAAUGGACGCAUUUGGGAAACUUUUAUUUGGAUCGAUUCGUACCAAUAUGACCCAUUACAACUACCAGGGAGACGGUCCCAAAGGGAACGUCGUGAAUUCAAUGACACAGGACACCAAUAUCCUAUCAACAACAUUGAUGGAUACAGAGGAGAUGAGCAUCUUUCCAUCUAUCGCAGGCUCGGAGUCUAAUCCAUUUACGGAGUAUUGGGAGGAGAGAUCUAUCAGUCUCCCAAGGCAUUCUUCUCGAUUAUCAAACACUCUCGAAGAACUUUUCCAGAACAUCACGUUUUCGCUCAUGAGCUCCAAAAUGUUCCAGCCAAACUACACAGUACAGGCGGUGCCAAACACGAAUGUGACCAUCACCUCGUACCGCAACAUCUAUGUCUACACCCGAUCGAUUCUUUGGGCCGCCUACGGCACUGCACUUGGUGUCACUGUGCUUUGUGUUAUUGCAGGCAUCCUCUUGUACCUCUCAGCCGAUGGCUCGUACACCAGCAAAUUCUCGACGAUAUUCAGGGUCACCCAGGGCGCGAUGGUCUCUAUAGACCUCAGCAAGAAAGAUUACAGUGGCCUUGACCCACUUCCGGACCACAUUGCGAAUGCGCAAAUGACAACCGGCUAUAACGAAGACUAUCCCGCUAAAAUGUCAUCUGCAACUCCUCUGGGUCAUCCUCACCGAGAACCAGCGGCCUCUAGUCAACUACUUGAGACUACAUCCGAUGAAGGUGUUCAUAAGUGA